Messenger RNA from Staurois parvus, 438 nucleotides. The record is from the annotation of a GenBank genome assembly. NCBI's taxonomy places the organism in Eukaryota, Metazoa, Chordata, Amphibia, Anura, Ranidae.
UGAUCAGCUGUGUCCAAUCACAGCUGAUCUCAUGUAAAUAUGCAAAUGCAGUUGUCACGCUGACAGAGGAGACGAGAGGAGAGCCGGUAAUCGGCAUCCCUCAGAGGGGACUUCUACACUGAUCAUCAGGGCACUGAUGAUCAGUGUGUCCUCAUGAUCUGUAGCCCCAGCAGUGCCACCUGUCAGUGUCCAUCAGUGCCAGCUGUCAUUGUCCAUCAAUGCCACCUGCCAGUCCCCUUCAGUGCCACAUCAAUGCCACAUAUCAGUGCCUACCAGUGCACAUCAAUGCCACAUAUCAGUGCCCACCUGAGCUGCCUUUCAGUGUCACCCAUCAGUGCCAGUCAGUGCCACCUAUCAAUGCCAGACAGUGCCACCUAUCAGUGCUGCCAGUCAGUGCCACCUGUCAGUGCCGCCUAUCAAUGUGCAUCAGUGCCGCCU